CCGGAGUCUCGCUGACCUGCUGCCUGCGGCGAGGAGCAGGGCCCCCUGCUCCUAGGAGGCUGGCUGAGCGGCACUGGCCCCCAGACGGGCAGGGCAGGGACUGGAUCGCCGUCCGUGUCACCCUGUCAUUAGCAUUGAACUGGCCCCCGGACAGCGCGGCACUGGGGGGCUGCGGAGAGGGUUUGCUCAGGCUGGCCCCUGGCCCCGCUGGUCAACGUGGCAGAGCCUCUGGGAAGAGGGCUCUGACUGCAGCUGCAUGUUCCCUCUGGCCCCCAGCCCGACGCCGCUGGCUUGGAAACAAGCUCUCUGCGGCCAGCUGGGUGGGCUGCAGGCUCUGCUCCCCACAGGUUUAUCAGCAUCUGGCCGAGCCAGGAGCUGUCAGGGAGCGCCCAGGUCACAGGACCCCUGCUACUGGCUGCACUGCUGACUCCUGCAUGUGAGCAGCAGGGCUGGCAAAAUUCCCCUCACCCCCGCCUGGCCCCAGGGAGCCCCCCCAGCCCCAGCUCAGCUGCAUUCCCAUCCUAACAGCCCCCAGUGCCAGCUGUGUCCAGCCCAGUGCAAACGCCUCAGGCCCGGGGGCCCAUUGCAGGGGGAGGGUGUCUACCACCCCCCUGCAAGGCUGGGAGGUCCACAGCAAUGAGGAGCUUGGGCCCCCCCACCCCGGCUCUGUGCAGGGGGGCUCCCAGCAAGCACUGGCGGUGGGGUGGGCUCCAGACUGUUGCAACGACUCCCCAGUCAGAGCCAAGUGCAGACGUCCCGCUCCAGCAAAGGUCCUCCCCAGCACUCCGCUGAUGCCAGCCCCCCGCUUCUGACUAAACACUCAGGGCUCUGGGCCGAGGCCCGGCAGAUGUCAAUAAUCCCAGCUGUGUUAUGACUGUGCCGUGUCUGCCCCUUGGCGCGCUCCACUUCUUCGGAAUUCUCUGUUGUGCAAGAGGCUCUUGGAGCACGCAGCCCCUCCUCGUCCUCCCCCGCUCUGGAGGGGGAAUGCAGCAGGGGCUGGGGGCUGCUAGGAGGAAUAUGCUGGGAAUGUCGGUGCUGGGGGGCGGGCGGGCGGGCUCCAGGCAGGCCCACUGCCAGAGGUUAUCACUCCGGCUCCGGCUCUGGGGCAGGGGAGGAGCCCCGGGGAAGCUCACAGCCCCCUGCCUUUCUUCUCUAGGCACCACCUGGAUGCAGGAGAUCCUGACCCUGAUCCACAGCAAGGGGGACCUGGAGCCAGCCAGGACCAUCCCGAACUGGGCCAGAGCCCCCUGGCUGGAGCACACGUACUUCAAGGACAUGCUGCAAGAGACCAGCGGGCCCCGCCUCAUCACCACGCACCUCCCCUGCCAGGUCCUGGCCCCCGCGCUGAGGAAAUCCAGGGCCAGAGUGAUCUACAUGGCCCGGAACCCCAAGGACGUCGCCGUUUCCUUCUAUCACUUCCACAAGAUGGCCAAGUUCCUGCCAGACCCGGGCUCCUUUGAGGACUUCCUCGUCCGCUUCCUGGAUGGCACAGUGCAGUACGGCUCCUGGUUCGACCACAUCAAGGGCUGGCUCAGCCAGCGGGCCCAGCUGGAUCUCUUCUACAUCACCUACGAGGACCUGCACCAGGAGCUGGGGCGCUCGGUCGAGCGGCUGGCUGAUUGGCUGGGCUGCCCGCUGCAGCCGGAGGAGAGCAGAACAAUCCAGCAGCACUGCAGCUUCUCCUCCAUGCGCGAGAAUACGAUGGUGAACUACACGCUCAUCCCCUGCGAGAUCAUGGACCACAGCCGGGGCAGGUUCAUGCGGAAAGGGACAGUGGGAGACUGGAGAGACCACUUCACCCCGCUGCAGAACAUGCGCUUCCACAAGAUCUACCAGGAGGAGAUGCAGGACUCCAGUCUGCGCUUCCACUGGCUCAUGGACUGAUGGGGGGCUGUGCUGGCGAGGGGUGUGGCUAAGCAGGCAGGGCAGGGGCUUUGUCCACGCUUGGGACUCGGGGAACAAAACUCUAAGCUACGUACUUUGUUGGGCAACAUGUGCUGGACCCCCACUAGCCAGCCCCAGCCAGUGGAGAAGGCUGUGCCAGUCACAGCCCUAGGGAGGUGAUCAAGGCCUCUGGCUUCUCCUGGAGGCACCGGGGGGGGGGGGGGGACACAGAAGAUUGGCUGGAACAUCAUGGGGGGGAUGCACUGGUCACAGCCAGGGUCACAAGCCCCCGCCCUGCUGAAUGUUACCCUGCACACAGCUACAAGCACCAUUCCCCAGCCGUGAGCGCCCGCCGGGCUGCCCAUCUCUGCCCCAACCUAGGCUGUGCCACUCCCCCAGAGGGGAGCCAGGGCAGCAGCCUUGCUGGAGGCCCUGAUGGGGGACGUUGACUCUGCCCAGUCACUCCCUCCCUCCCUCCUCAGACUUUGCAAAACACCCACUGUGACCAAAAAAGGAAGCACGGGCCCCAGGGUCUGGGGAGGGACACAGCUUUGGCAGCCAGGCUGCAAUUCCUGUGAAUGAAUCACAAGGUUCUCUUGUCUUCAAGCCAAGAUAAGCUUCAGAAUAACAGGUGACUCUUGCCAGAGUGUUUCAGGAUAAGCUGUAUUUAUAUAUAGGAAGGCAGCAGAUUUCCCUGCAGGCUGGCAGGCCUUGGCAGCCCUUGGCCCAGUGCAAACCAGCCUGCAGGCCCUGCCUAGCCUGCGGGUUUAAGUAGAGGGACCGGAUGUCCCAGUUUUAUAGGGACUGUCCUGAUUUUUAGGUCUUUUCCUUAUAUAGGCUCCUAUUACCCCCACCCCCAUUUUUCACACUUGCUGUUGGGUCACCCUAGGUUUAAGACUUGUCUAACACACGGUUGUAUAUAUGGUGACAGUGCUGAGCACACCCAGGGGGUGAGGGUGUCACUAGCGCCAUCAGGGCCCGGGCUGGCUUUUGUAUUGGAGACUUAAGUAUCAUUAUUGAAUGGUUUUGUUUAUGGGAAGUGUCUUGUGAAUUCUUUGGAGGACCAUCAAACUGUCCAAACAGGUAUGCCAGCGUCUCCCACUGGGUCGUGGUUGGGAGAGACAUGACACAGCGUUCGCAUGGGCCAGCAGGCCCUGCUCAGCACACACAGCCUUACCCCCCCCCCCGAUACCCAGAACCCCCCUGAACUCCCCCUGCACCACCCCAAUGAGCCACCCGCACCUGGAGCCCCACCCUACCUAGCCCCAACCAGCUGCACCUGGAGCCCCACCUCACUGAGCCCCUCUCCUACAGCAUCUGGACCCCCACAUUGAUCCCCACACCAAGACUCCCUGACAAGCUCUAUCUCCCCCCACACCCAGACCCCCACCACUGAGCCCAAACCACCUUCACCUGGACCCCCUGCAGAGACCCAUUACCAUUGCACAAGAGGGUGCCCCCCCAAGCCCCUGUGCAUCCAAAUCCCCCCUGCACCCAGAUCCCCCACUGAGCCACCUGCCCAGUCCAGAUUGCCCCACACAGAACCCUCUCAACCCACACCU
Messenger RNA from Mauremys mutica (yellowpond turtle), 3446 nucleotides. RefSeq names its product sulfotransferase 2B1-like. Gene Ontology annotation, biological process: sulfation. Bases 871 to 1884 code for a protein of 337 amino acids. The transcript is spliced from 5 exons. Gene Ontology annotation, molecular function: sulfotransferase activity. The record is from RefSeq and is a predicted model, not a curated record. NCBI's taxonomy places the organism in Eukaryota, Metazoa, Chordata, Testudines, Geoemydidae. Gene Ontology annotation, cellular component: cytoplasm.